Molecule: messenger RNA, 717 nt
Organism: Oldenlandia corymbosa var. corymbosa
Lineage: Eukaryota; Viridiplantae; Streptophyta; Magnoliopsida; Gentianales; Rubiaceae
Source: the annotation of a GenBank genome assembly
CUCUUCUGAUUUCUCUUGCCACCGCCUUAGCGAUAUCUUCCGGCCUUCCAUAAUUCUUCUUUGAAAAGAUCAUUAACCAGAAUGGCUCAACCGAUUGGAUUCGAUGAGGGUUGGCAAAUCGUGCAGGGAGCUCUAACAAAGCUUGAGAAAAGUAUCCUGGAAGGUAAACCUGAACCGCUGUUCACCUCGGAAGAGUACAUGACCGUUUACCACGCUAUUUACUUGUUGUGUGUCCAGAGAGAAGGGAACAAUUACUAUCAAGCUUUGUAUGACAAAUACAAGCAGGGUUUUGAAGAUUAUCUCUCGUCGGUGGUUUUGCCGUCUCUACAAGGAAAACAAGAUGCUGGUCAUGAAUCCCUGUUGAGAGAGUUUGUCAAGAGAUGGUCUGAUCACAAAGUCAUGGUGAGGUGGAAGUCGUGGUUCUUUCAAUACCUUGAUCGGUACUUUGCUAAGAGGGAUGGUAUUCCUGGCGUAACUGAAGUUGGAUUUAAUUGUUUCCGAGAUGUAGUUUACUCAAACGUAAAGGGAAAAGUCCAGGACGCUGUUUGUUUCUUGAUUGACCAAGAGCGUAAGGGAGAGCGGGAAAUUGAUGGAGCCCUAAUUGAUGAUGUUGCUGAUGUUCUUGCUGAGAUUGGGCGCGGUAGAAUGAAUCUUUAUGAGAAUGAACCAAAGUCGGUCGAGCGUGUACGACAAGCGUUAUCGUCUGUUGCUUUCUAA